AUGGCAUUUGGUGGAUAUGAUGAGUUUGCUGGCUGGGCACCCUCUGCAGAAGAAUUUCAAAAAUUUGCCGGCCUCCGCUUGACACACUCGUCGCUGCGGAAGUUGGGCACAAAGGGCAUGGGAGGACGCUGGAAACUAGGUCGUCUCCAGAACUGUCUUGGGAUGUCUGUGCAGAGGUUGGAUUGCUCCUUCCUUCUAGCUUCGGAAGCGGUGGUGCUUCACCAGGAUGUUCGUCGUUUGGUUCUGAUGGUGCGGUUCCGGGCUUGCAGUCACACCCUCGAGGUAAGAACGGGUUUGCUCGGCAUUUAUCACUUGGAAGACUCUACCAGCACAUCAUUAGUAUCUGCCUGUGAGCAGAUUUUGUGGGGUUUUGUCGAGGAAGAUGCAGACAAGUAUGAGAAGCUCAGGCAAAAGGUGAUCCUGUUGAACAUGGACGCAGCCGCUGAUGAGCAGCUUGCUGGUCGUUUGAUGAAGAUGAGUGAGGGGCUGUAUCCAAACGCCAAAGCUGUAACGCGAGACAGGUGCCAUGCUGCCAGGAGAAUUUUGCAGCGGCCUUUCAAGGCUGUGCCUGAGAUUUGGCAAACUUUCAGUGAUUUGGUUUGGGGCUCAACAUCAAUGCCGAAUACAAUCCAAAGCAGUGAUGUGCUGAGAAAAGUGUUCAACCAACACAUCUGUGCAACUGAAUCCACGGUGCAGGGUGCUCGAAUCAAGUCCUUAUCCCUAAGAAAACAGAGAUUUGAUUCACACCAGAAGGCUACAGGCAGGCUUUGCCUCUGGAUGCAUGCGACAGUCAUGACUGCGAUCUACGCUGCUACUUUCAGGAAGAAUGACCGUGAUGGGGAGCGGGCGCUGCAGUUCCUUCGCGGCGUCUCGGAGGAGAAGAUGGUCCUUCUCGCCAUGCUGGCAGACUUUAGUGAUGAAGCCACCUCAGCCAUUCGCGUCAUGGACUCAGAGGACAGUGACACUGCAAGCCAUGUGAUGGAGCUAGAUGUUUUUUGCAGCCGGGUGAAACAUCUUUUCAUUGACCAGAACGCUUCACAUUCUGGCUACACCAAGUUCGUCAUUGAUCAACUACAGAAGCGGAUUGCCUUUACAGUGGAUGGACAACCCAAAGCCCUGGGCGGUCCCAGCAGAGUCACGCCACACAUGAUCGCAAGAUGCUUUCAGUCCAUGAAAACUUUGGUGGCCCUUUGCACUGAAGUAAUCGCUGCAGAAUACCCUACAUUCGAGCUGCUCUCGUCACUACACAUUUUCGAUGUGUCGGAGGUGGCCCGCAAGAAUCGGCACGAAUCUGCAGACAACAUCAGCUCAGUUCACACUGCCGCGGACCGGUUGUGCAAGAUCUUUGAUGCUUCCUUGGAAGAUUUCUUGUCGCAGUAUUGGGAUAUCAAGCCCAUUGCCUGCCACCACAACUCGUCAAUGAGUUGCAGCAGCUUCCAAUCAUGGAAAUUUGCGCUGGACAAAAUCAGUGCUCGCAAGUCCACUAGGCUGCAGCAUCCUUCUGAAGAUUUACGCUGGAUUUUGAUUCAUUUUGGAGCUCUGGAUGGUGCAACAACUUCUGGUGUAGAGCAACACUUCUCCAGAAUGACCCGCAUUAUCCCUGAGGAAAGGCUGCUGCUGUCUGAGGAGAAUCAGAACUUGGAGCUGAAGUUCAUGUUUGAUUUUGGCAACCGGUCGCGCAGUGAAUGCAUCGCGCUGGCCCAAAAGGUUUGGUUGGAAUGGUAUGGUGCGCCCAGAGACUUCAGUCAGACCAUCAGACUUGACACUGGCAAGAAACGGGUUAUGAAGGAAGGGUCAGAGAAUUUGUUCAUUGCAAAAAGACGUCGUUGUGCAGAUGAGACUGUGCAGUAUUUGACUUGUGAGCAAGUGCGUACUGCGGCCUCUGUCCAUGUUCCAGAUGACUGCGAGAAGGUCAACAAAGAGUUGCAUUUUCAGUCGAACAAGCAGUACAAGAAUCAAAUCCAGAGUUAUCUUUGGGGACACCUCACAGCGGCGGAAGUUCCAGAAGGUCUUGUUGAUGUUGCUGAACAAUUUUCAGCGGCUCAGGACAAACAGCACAUAGACAGAGUCAAAGAUGCGUCCAAGAAGCAGGCCCUGAUGGCUCCAGUGCCACCGCGUUUUCACCGCGCCAAUCAGUGGAUCUUUCUCGAAGACGCAGAAUGGAGCCAAAAACGUGAGUUUCAAGGAUGCAAAUUGACUGAUGAUCUUUUACUCCCUUUGUUUUAUGUGGUGUCUGACCCAAGCAAGCCACCGCAGUCAGUGCUUUGGGCAGCGACGGUACGAGGAGGAUGCGUGCUAGAUCUCGAAUGCAUGCUCAACAUCAUUGCAGAUCGCCCUUACAAUCGCAACAAAGGCACUGCCUAUUUGUAUGAUGCUGCCUACUCUAUCAAGCGACAGAUCUUUGUUUGCCCCAGAUUUGCAACGUCAAAGCCGGAAGUGAGUCAGAUCCUGAGCCUGUGUAUGCAACAGGCCAGCUCAAAGUGGAAAAGCAUUGAGUCUUGGGAAGACUUUGCUGAGAAAACAGCUAGAACAAAAAGCAAGUGGCAAGUACUGGCACUGACUGUUCCACCGGUGGUUGCUGCGCUGGGCCUGGACAACGCAAUGUCCAGCAAAGAUUUCAUCAACUUUGUGAGGAAGGUCCACUGUUGCAGCCGAAAUGCUUGCGGGCUGUAG
Cladocopium goreaui is the source of this 2673-nucleotide messenger RNA. The record is from the annotation of a GenBank genome assembly. Lineage: Eukaryota; Dinophyceae; Suessiales; Symbiodiniaceae.